AUGAAGCUCAUCAACGCCGGCACUUUAAGUGCUCUUGCCUUAUUGACAAGUCUGACUCAAGCUCAGUUGUCCGAUCUUUUUAACAUCACAACAUUUCCCAACGAGCAAAAAGAGAACGUCACGAGAUGGCUCGCUGAGGCACGCAACCUUGCAGGGGCAGAUCUCUCCGCCUACUACGGCCACCGCUGCAUCCUUGGUCAAGUUUACCCGGUCUUGUCUAAUGCAGCUCAGACUCCAGGCUUCAUCGCCCCCCGCGAAGUGUUUGACCGUUUCUACUUUAUCGGCCAAAGCGCUGUCUCGGCGUGGGCAUUCGACACUGGGGAUGGCCUGGUGGUGUUUGACGCGUUAAACAAUGCCGAAGAGGCCGAAAAGAUUUUGAUUCCCAGCCUCGAAGCCCUUGGCUUUUCCGGCAACGACAUCAAGCACCUUAUCAUCACGCACGAGCACUUUGACCAUUAUGGCGGUAUGAGAUACAUUCAAGACAACUUUAAGCCGGCCACAUACGCCUCAGCUCCAGCUUGGGAGACUUUGAAACAGGUUGAAGGCGGACCCAUCCUUGACAAGACCAUCUCAGAGGGCGAGGAAAUCACAUUCGGCAAUGUGACCAUCAAAUUCUACGUCACGCCAGGCCACACACCUGGCAGCUUGUCCUCCAUUUUCAAGGUCUCUGACGAUGGAGUUGAGCAUAUGGCCGGCUUCUACGGUGGCGUCGGCAUACCAAGUAAAGCUGCCGAUAAAGACGCCCAAAUCGUCUCUCUGAACCGCUUCGCAGACUUAGGAAAGGAGGCGGGUGUCGACAUUCUGAUUGCAAACCAUCAGACUCAGGAUCGGGCUUUGUAUCACUUCGACCUGCUGGAGCACCGUCCUGAAGGAGCAGAGCAUCCCUUUGUUAUCGGUUCAGAUGCUUUUGAGAGGUACCUUCGUGUAAAUGCGCAGUGUGUUCGUGUCAAGGCUGCUAGAGAUGGUCAAGAUUUACAAGUGUAG
Molecule: messenger RNA, 984 nt
Organism: Colletotrichum truncatum
Lineage: Eukaryota; Fungi; Ascomycota; Sordariomycetes; Glomerellales; Glomerellaceae
Product: beta-lactamase domain protein
Source: RefSeq, a predicted model, not a curated record